Molecule: messenger RNA, 3177 nt
Organism: Dracunculus medinensis (Guinea worm)
Lineage: Eukaryota; Metazoa; Nematoda; Chromadorea; Rhabditida; Dracunculidae
Source: the annotation of a GenBank genome assembly
AUGUUGAAACAAGGGCAAAGAGAAGAUUCAAGGUCACCGAUAUCCAAAGCUAUAAAUCUUCAAAAACAACUGGAAAGAACUUUAAAAGCAAAAAAUCGCUUAAAAGCAGUGGAAAUUUAUGCUGAACUUGGUGAGCUUUAUCGUCGAGCUGGUUCAUUCGAAUCGUCUAUUGAAUUUUAUCAGCAAGCGGCGAUUUUAGCUGAAAGAUUGAAUUGUCAUGAAGAUCUCGCGUAUGCUUGUAGAGCAAUCGCAGAAAUUUCGGUUGAUCCAAAAAUUUUAAACAAUGAAAAAGCAAUUCAGUAUGGUUUGAAAUAUUUUGAUGCAGCCAAAAAGAGCGGUCAAGUUCAUUUGAUUCAAUUAGCCUAUCAUGUCAUUGGUUGGCUUCAUUUGCAAGUCUAUUUGAAUUCGGAUACUAAAGAGGAUUCUUUUUUGACAAAGGGAAAAAAUUGGUGUGAAAAAGGUCUUACUUAUUUGGUGGAAAAAGCUUGUCUUAUCGAUGCUGAUAAAAAUGCUGUCAAAAUUGGACAAGAUUCUCGUUCUCGUAAAGCUCGAUUACGGCAAUUGCUUUCUCAGAUAUGUGAUAAAUUAAAUUUGCAGCAUCAGUCUAUACAACAUCACAAUGCAGCUAUAGCAUAUGCUUCGAAAAUUUUAAAGGAAAAAAUUCGUGCAAAAGAUUUCAAUGGAGCUAAAUGGGAUUUUAUUUCUAUGUUGUCAUCAAAAUUUUUUGACAAAUUGGAUGAUGAUGAGCGGAAUAGUUUUGAACAAAGCAUGAUUUUUGUUUACAAAACGGUUGAAAGGCUUAAUGUGAUAAAUGAGCGAAGUGAAUAUGAAAAAAUGAAGACUUAUGAGAAAAUGGCAGAUGAAUUUUUUGAGACUGAAUUCAAGGAGGUGUCAUUGCAUUUUUAUAAGCUUAUGUUGGAACAUGCCGAUAAUAAUUCUGAUCGUAUCAAAGCACUGGUUUCACUGGCAGAAACUGCGAGUGAACUCGAAAAAUAUCAACAAGCAUAUGAAUAUUAUUUAGAAGUUGAAAAAUUAGAAUCUGAAGAAGACAUUGGCCCUAACAAGAGAGCGGAGACUGCUAUUUGUAUUGCAAAUGCUGCUUGUAAUGUCGACAGUUUAUCACAUUCGGUAAAAAUUCGACUUUUUCAUAUUGCUGAAACUGCUGCUGUAACUAACCGACAAAAAAUCGAUUUGCUGGUAUCUUUUUCUAAUUAUCUGAAAAGUUCUGGUGAUUCUGAAGAUCUUUUGGCGGAAUUGCAAUCAAAAUUGAAAUGCGCAAAACAGCACCCUUCUACAGAAUCCAGUUCAGAUGAUAGCAUGCACGAUGCUGAUAACUUUUCCGAUAAGUGGGAUGAGAUGAGCGAUGUUGAGAUUAUUAAUUUAUGUCAUUUAGAAGCAAGUCAUCAUUGUAUAAUGGAGCGAUUGAAAUGUGAGAAAAAUAAAAAAAUCAAUUCAUAUGGAGAAACAAGAAUGCAUGAAGCUGCAAGAGGCGGUGAUACUAAUUUGCUACGGACAAUGAUUGAAUUGGGUUAUGAUUUAAAUCCUCGCGAUGAGGGUGGUUGGACACCUCUGCAUGAAGCAGUUGGAGCACUACAAGUGGAAAAUGUUCAUAUAUUGCUGGAAAGUGGAGCUCGUGUUGAUAUUCGCUCAAAUGAGGGGACAUUAUCUGAAGACGGCGAACUGAUGGUUUAUUCUAUUCUUUUUUUAAUAUUAUAUGAAGACGGCGAACUGAUGAACAACGGAGGAUUAACACCAUUAAUGGAAGCAUGUGAUCGCGGUUGUAUAGCGAUCGUGGAUAUUUUACUUCAUUACAAUGCUGAUGUUACCUUAAAAAGUCGUGAUGGAUGGUUGGCUUCAGAUUUUUUAAAAAAUUCUAUAAAUUCUGGUAUGAUCGACGACGAUGACAUACAAAAAGCAAAUAAGCUUGUUGAGCUAAUGGAAAGUAAGUUGAAAAAAGGUAAUAAAUUUAAAUUUUAUGGUUCGAAUAUCAUUUCAAAAGAUAGUUCUCCAGUUUUUUGUACGGAAUUAGGAAGAGGUUCAUCGUUUAAUUCUUUGUCUGAAAUUUCGUCCACCAAUCUGUCAACUAAUGUUUCUCAUGAAGGCACAUUAAGUUAUAAAACUGAAUUUGACCAACAUAGUGGUGCCGCAACAGUAUAUAGCUCACCAACGCGAAGUCGAUUCUCUAAUGAAUUUCGUGUGCAAGCAAGUUCGCAAUUUUGCACAGAGAAAACGCAGCUUAUUUUUCUGAAGGUUCAUUUUCAGGUGAUGAAUGGUGUUGAUAUUUCAUGUUUGGUCAAAGAAAUACGCUUACGUUGCCUUGAGGAACUAAAAAAUGAUGGUGAAUUUGAUUCUUUGUCAAUUAUUUUGGAUGGAUGUGAAAUUAUGGAUGAUGUGCCUAUUUCAUUAUUAAUUAAUAAUGUUAAUAGUAAUCUAAAUGCAGCAAUAAUAUGUCGCAUUAAUGACGGCAUGGAAAAUGUUAUUGAAGCUUUAAAAGCUGGAAAGGAUGGUAUUCUCAAUUUCUGUGAUAUGAAUAUUGGUUCGGAUUCCGCACUUUGCGAUGCAUUUCAAUUAUUUCCUGACGAUCAAAUAACGGAAUUAAAUUUAAGUGGAAAUUCUUUGAAUGUUCGAUUUUUAGAAAUUUUAGCCAAAAAGUGUCAACACAUUAUUGAUCUUGAUCUCAGCUGCUGUAAUCUCACUGGAAGAAAUAUGCGAUUUCUUGUUGAUGAACGAGUUAAAUAUGAAAAGCUCAAAAAGCUAAACUUCAGCUUCAAUGAUAUUGGAAAUUUUCUUUACAAUAAUUAUUUAUCGCAGUUCUUAUUUGCUUGCCCUCAACUCGUUAAUUUAUUUUUAAUUGGAUGUAAUAUUAGUUACCAAGCUUUUGGAGAACUUUUGCAAGUUUUCAAAGGAAUGGAAUUUUUGGAGGUUUUGGAUUUAAGUCAGAAUGAGUGUAUUACAUCAGAACAUGCUUCAGAAAUCGUUAAUUCAUGUAAAAGGCUAAAACACUUGUAUCUGAAUGCAACAAGCGUUAGCCAAAUUAAACUAAAACUAGAAUUUCCUCAGUUAUGGUCUCAUAACAACACGCGUUCCCAAUAUACUCUUUUAGUUCUACGUCAAACCUUGUACACUUUUACCAUAGCUGCAUUUAUAAAUUAUUACGAUACAAAGAGCAGUCACUAA